CCCGUCAAUCUGGCAACCCGCAGAGCAGCGUUAAGGAACUGGAGUGGCUCCAUUUUAGUCACGCUUCCGCGAGUGCAGCUCCUCGGACAGCUGGGAGAACUUUUCUGUGCCUCUGCGCUGAGUUUCUCGGGGACAGGGACAGAGAGACCGAGGGGACAGAAGGAGGACAGAAUGGGCAGCACGGCGGCGGACGCGAAGCCGCGCGACUCAUCCAGGAAGAGCCCGAAGAAGCGGCGCGCGCUGCGUCUCCACAUGCCCGACCUGAGCUCCUACACGUCUCCUGCCUUGGAUGGAGAAAAAGACAAAUCCAGUAAAGCUGCAACACCGAAGGGUGAAGAGCCCGGCUCAUCGAACACAUCUAAAGGUUUUUUACUGAGAUCUCCAAUCCCUCAGCCCUCGAGCCCCAUCUCUGCCCCGCUCCGCUCCCGGACGUCUCCCAAUUCCCCGAAAAGCAUCUUCCCCUCCCACCAGGACUCGCCUCCUAAAUCCCCCCACCGUCUCAGCUUCAGUGGUAUCUUCCGCUCGCCAUCUAAUCCCUCCAAGAUCUUCUCCAGAGCACGGAAAGCGUCGGUCCCGCUGUCUCCGCCCACCACACCAACCCAGAGCUCCAACCCUCUGCUGUUCUCCACGGAAGAAAGGCGUCUGCGCUCGCUCUCGUCUCCACCUGAUGCGUGUCUUCUGCGCUACAGUCUGGCUUCGGCGAGCUCCGCCUCCUCCUCCAGCCCUAGUCCUGUCCGAUAUAGCCCCUCCCCUGCCACCCCCAGGUCCGCCCCCCGUCCAGUGUACGGUUCGACUGAAGGCAUGUUGGAGAAACUGGACCUCAGUGAUGGCGAGCCAAGCUGCGAUAUUUACACCCGCUUUAUGAAGUGCCACAGAUGCUACGACCUCAUCCCGACCAGCUCGAAACUUGUGGUCUUCGAUACGACACUACAGGUCAAGAAAGCCUUCUUCGCUUUGGUCGCUAAUGGAGUGAGAGCCGCUCCACUGUGGGACAGCAAACGGCAGAGCUUUGUGGGAAUGCUGACGGUCACGGACUUCAUCAGGAUUCUGCACAGAUACUACAAGUCUCCUCUCGUGCAAAUAUACGAGCUGGAGGAGCACAAGAUCGAGACGUGGCGAGAGCUCUACUUGCAGGAGACCUUCAAGCCCUUGGUGAACAUUUCACCUGGAGCGAGUAUAUUCGAUGCGGUUUACUCCCUCAUCAAAAAUAAGAUCCACCGUUUGCCGGUGAUCGACCCGGUGUCAGGGAACGUCCUCUACAUCCUCACACACAAGAGGAUCCUCAAGUUCCUGCAGCUGUUUGUGUGUGAGAUGCCCAAGCCGGCCUUCAUGAAGCAAACGCUGAGCGAGCUCGGCAUCGGGACGUACCACAACAUUGCCUUCAUCCGGCCGGACACGCCCAUUAUCAAAGCACUAAGUGUGUUUGUGGACAGAAGAGUGUCAGCGCUGCCUGUCGUGGACAAUACUGGAAAAGUCGUGGAUAUUUAUUCCAAAUUUGACGUCAUCAACCUGGCGGCGGAGAAGACGUACAACAACUUGGACAUGAGCGUGACGGAGGCGCUGAAACACCGCUCGCAGUACUUUGAGGGAGUGAUGAAGUGCGGACAACACGAGACCCUGGAGACCAUCGUGGACCGGAUCGUUAAGGCUGAGGUGCACAGGUUAGUGGUGGUGGACGAAUCCUCCAACAUCGAGGGCGUCAUCUCUCUGUCCGACAUCCUCAGGGCGCUGGUUCUCUCUCCUGCAGGUUUAAGCAGGAAGGAGGAUAAAACAGAAGCACAAGCCACAGCGAAGACGUAGCGAGUGUUCCACCAACUUGCGUGAGAGUCUGAGAGGGGCGGGGCUUCGAGUCGCGGACCUCGUUGUGAUAGACCGUGUAAUAUUUGUCCUCUUUGUCCUGCUGUACCGUACUGUACCCUGCUCUGUGUCUCUACGGGCUCCGAUGCUGCUUCGUUUCUCCGUUUCCACAGAAAUGAUUCGCGCACUACAGGGAGAUCAUCUCAUUGGCUUCGUGGCCUAAAACGCAAAAACCUGCUGAAAUUGAAUCGAGAAAACUUUAAAGAUGUCUUGCUGACAUUUUAAGCUGCUCCUUUUUUCAUCCCCAUGCUUUGUAACCAUGAAAACGCCGUCUCCGUAUCUGCUCUCUGAUUGGACAGAUGUGUAACAAUAAAGAUCACAGAUGGUCCAAUCAACUUGGGUUUAAAUAUAUACUGCUAAAAAAAAGAAAACAAAGUUAAGGGGGGUUACCUAGUACCGGUUUGACUUGACGUUCAAGUCAAACUGGGACUACGUGUUUUUGAGGGGUAUGUAUCUGUGAUCUAGACCGAUUUACACACCGUGUGUUUUUUCCUCCAGCACAACGUUGUCCAUGUUGCUCGGGUCAUGACCUGCAGUAUGAUUGGGCAGGAGACAGAACGCGGUCGCUUUUAAAAAGCAGUGGGUCCAAGCAUGAAGAGGAAAAGCAAACAUGGGCGACAAGUAAUGGUGGUGGUUUAACUAGCAAAUAAAUGAGGAAAUGAACAAUGCUUUAAACAUAAGAUAUUUCACUGUCAAUGUUGCGACGUCGUGAUUCGGAAUCAGGUGUGAAAGCCGAGUUAGAAGGGAGGUGAUGGACUUGGAAGUGGGAUUAACAAAGACGGUCAAAGAAUGUCUUUUAGCAAGUUUUGCAAAAAAAAUUUGCUGUGUCUUUUAACGUAAAAAAGUCGACAGAUGAAUGUACGGAAUCCUGGAUCUGUUUUGUAUCAGCCGUCGUCCGAUAAUCUGACGGUCUGAUCAAUUUUACGAUGCACAACACUGCUCUAGUGGACAUUAUAAAACAUAAUCGUGUAAUUUCAGAUGAAUAAGAUCAAAUAUCCUCAAAUCAAAAAAUCUCUAAUGGUUUCCAGUACACUGUAGGAAUGAGCUUAAUGGUUUCCAUCACACUCCUCAAGAAUGUCCAUGAAGGAUUUUCUGGUUGGUGUUAAACAUCACCAGAACCCAGGUGCUUCAAAGUGUUCCAGUGUUGCAGUCAGAAUCCAAUAGGAACCAGACAUUCCAUUAAGCAUCCAUUACAGUCCAUCAGAACAACAUUAAAGCUCUUUAGGAGCCGAAGGUAAUGUUCUUUUUUACACUUUUGCUCUGAUUUGAAGAGGUUCAGAUCGGAUAAUUUUGAGAUUUUAAAAUACAGUAUUGUGUUAAAAUUUAAAAUUAAAAAUUGUUUUGUGUCCACAUUUAUUUUAUUUCUUUGAAUCCAUCUUUUGAUAUAAAAACUUAAUUUUUUAUACUUUGAUUGUAUUUUUAGUUUUUCCUUAAGUUGUCCUCUUUUCCUCUUACACUUAGUUUUUAUUAAUGAAUCUGAAAACUGGAGAAAAAAGUAAAAAGUACACAGUGUUCACUUUGUCAAAUAAAAAUCAAAAAGAAAAAAAAAUCACCCCAAACUUUUUUCCCCCUCAGACAGACACCGAAAUGUUAGUAAAAUGCUUUCUGAAUGAAACCACAGGGAAAAGUUCAAAAAGCAUUUUCAAAUGAUUUAUGUUAUUAACAGAAAAGGCUUCACUUCCUCUUAAACACCUUUGCAUUAAAGAGGAAAUGCUGGAGAUUUUAUUAUUAUUAUUUUGUUUAUUGUUGUUAUUUGUUUCUUUAGGAAAAAAUGGGAGCUUUGUUAGAUUCUGCUGUUUUGCGCAUGCGAAAUACGAAUAUAUGCAAAUGUUAAGUUUUAUUAAAACAAGAUUUCUGGUGAAACGGUGAGAAUGAAAACCUGAGAAUGUUUAUUUCGUUUUCAUUCGCAUGAAAAACUACACUAAAGUUGUAAUGAUGUAAUUUUUUAUACGAUGACGCACAACUUUAAAUACACGCACAAUGCCUUCA
This is a messenger RNA of Clarias gariepinus (North African catfish), 3846 nucleotides long. RefSeq names its product protein kinase, AMP-activated, gamma 2 non-catalytic subunit b (gene prkag2b). Lineage: Eukaryota; Metazoa; Chordata; Actinopteri; Siluriformes; Clariidae. The record is from RefSeq and is a predicted model, not a curated record. Bases 172 to 1800 code for a protein of 542 amino acids. The transcript has 16 exons.